This is a messenger RNA of Haliotis rufescens (red abalone), 1537 nucleotides long. Its product is annotated as ubiquinone biosynthesis monooxygenase COQ6, mitochondrial-like. Gene Ontology annotation, biological process: ubiquinone biosynthetic process. The transcript has 12 exons. Gene Ontology annotation, molecular function: FAD binding; oxidoreductase activity, acting on paired donors, with incorporation or reduction of molecular oxygen, NAD(P)H as one donor, and incorporation of one atom of oxygen; 2-octaprenyl-6-methoxyphenol hydroxylase activity. Gene Ontology annotation, cellular component: mitochondrion. The record is from RefSeq and is a predicted model, not a curated record. NCBI's taxonomy places the organism in Eukaryota, Metazoa, Mollusca, Gastropoda, Lepetellida, Haliotidae. The coding region runs from base 24 to 1460 and encodes 478 amino acids.
UUACUCCAAAUAUCAAAGUCAGUAUGGUUACCUCAGCAUUGUCCUCAACAUUGAUAAGGAUACUUCCAAGGUCUCGCUCCUACAGUGCUAUUACACGGAUUAGGAGAACAUUCAGCACCAGUACACAUCUCUUAGAUAACAAUGAAGAAACGUCAGAUAUUGUCAUAUCCGGAGGUGGUAUGGUUGGAGCAGCAAUGGCUUGCGCAUUGGCCACCAACCCUUUGUUCUCUGACAAGAAAGUAAUCCUCCUUGAAGCAGCCCCAGACAAAGGAAAGUUUAUUCUUCAGGAGAAAUACAGCAACAGGACGUGUGCUUUAAGUCCAGCAACUGUCAAUUUCUUUAACAGUUUCGGUGGUUGGGAUGAAAUUCUACAGAUGAGAUGUCAACCAGUCAGGAGGAUGCAGGUUUGGGAGUCUUGCUCGGACUCCAUGAUAACAUUCAACAAUGACGAUAUGGCAGAACCACUGGCUUACAUUGUUGAGAAUGACAUCAUCCUGGCGGCACUGAUGCAGAGGUUGUCUGAGGUUGGUGAUCGUGUAGAGAUCCGCUAUAGAACAAAACCAAAGGCGUACGAGCUGCCUGGGGUGAAAGAUUUCUCUUCCAAGCAACAUCCACUGGUAGGCGUGGAGUUGGAAAGUGGAGAUGUCAUACGGACACGAUUACUCAUCGGAGCUGAUGGUAACCAGUCCGCAGUCCGUCAAGCAGCCGACUUCCACACGGUCACGUGGGACUAUAAACAGAAAGCUAUCGUGGCAACUCUCAAACUAGCUGAGGCACCUGAUAACUGUGUUGCUUGGCAACGGUUCCUUUCAACUGGUCCUAUAGCAAUGCUCCCACUGAGAGACAAUCUGAGUUCCCUGGUGUGGUCCACAACGCACGAGGCGGCCAAGCAUCUGCUGAGCAUACCAGAGGACAGCUUUGUUGAUGCAGUGAAUGAUGCUUUUUGGAAUGAUCGAGAGAAGAAUGUUUUGGCGGACAAAGCUCUGGAAGUCUUCAGUUCUGUUGUCAGGAACAUCUUGCCAGGGCCAGACACAGUCCGCCAGCUGCCUCCUACAGUGGUGGACAUAGAGCCUGGCAGUCGUGGCGCCUUCCCACUGCAGCUGAUACACUCCUCCGCGUAUGUGCGACCCAGAGUCGCCCUCAUAGGUGAUGCUGCCCAUCGUCUCCAUCCGCUGGCAGGUCAAGGGGUCAACCUGGGCUUUGGAGAUGUGGCAUGUCUGUCAGGGAUUCUGACAGCAGCUCUACAGAACGGUAGUGAUCUUGGAUCAUUAACCCAUCUCCAUGACUACGAGACGGAGAGACAGCGCCACGUGGUGCCAGUGAUGGGUGCUAUUGAUGGGCUACAGAAGCUAUACAGCGUAGACUUCACACCCAUUGUUGUGCUGAGGAGUCUGGGCCUGCAUGCUACCAACACGUUAGACUUUAUCAAGAGACAAAUCAUCUCUAGAGCUGCAAGUUAAUGGACCAAGAAACCUGAUUUCUGAAAGCAAAUGUUCCACCGUGUAAUUGCAUGUAAAUAAAUGUCAUUGUGUAUCAA